Anoplophora glabripennis (Asian longhorned beetle) is the source of this 992-nucleotide messenger RNA. Its product is annotated as protein rolling stone-like. Gene Ontology annotation, cellular component: membrane. The coding region runs from base 121 to 921 and encodes 266 amino acids. The record is from RefSeq and is a predicted model, not a curated record. The transcript has 5 exons. Lineage: Eukaryota; Metazoa; Arthropoda; Insecta; Coleoptera; Cerambycidae.
UUUAGAAUUGUUACCUCUGUACAAACCUGUAAAAUGAGCUGACAGCUGUGAUGUAAUUGUGAGUGACCAACAAUGCCCCUGAAGUAGAAGACCAAUGAACAGCAUAUAAGAUCUAUCGAAAUGGUAAAAGGCAGUAUCACAGAACAUUUUUCCUGGAACAACUUGAAGCCUGUACAUUCUGAACCAAUAUUAUUUGUAGUAUCACAGUGGCAAUCUAACAAAACUCAAUCAGGCGUCAUCUAUUUGAUCUAUCGUACCGCGGUAGCUGCGUUUCUGCUGACAACAUGGGGUAUGACCUUCAUGGAAUCUUCCUGGCCAAUUUUCCUCACAAAUUGGGGAUACACGCUGGUUACCUUUCAGGCUACGUUGGGAUUUGUUCUGAGCUGUGCCACCGUCUUGUCAAACGUUUUCUCUGCGAAGAACAUUCACGAUAGCUUCCUGAAGCUAUACCCAGUUUAUUGGGUAUUACAUCAGAUGGCAGUGUCUAUCGGUUUUAUGAUAACUAUCAUAUUUUGGACGAUACUGGCACCAGGUAUGCCUUUCGUGCUUUUAAGCUUCUUCGUCCACGGUUGUAAUUCGAUUUUACUGUUCAUAGAUCUGUUGAUUAUUGGUCAUCCGAUUCGAAUUCUCCAUUUUGUAUAUCCCUUAAUGUUUGGGGUAUCCUAUGCCAUAUUCAGUGUGGCUUAUUAUUAUUAUGACAUUAACAGAGGUGGUUCAGGAUACGUAUAUUUUAUACUAGACUGGAACAAACCAUUGCCAGCCUUUCUAGUUGUGUUGGGAGUAGCACUUUUAAUUGUAUUUCUACACCUUUUUUCAUUCAUAAUCCAUACAUUGAAACUACUAUUGCAUAACCGAUUAUAUCCGGAAAGCGCUAAGUCGACAACCAACAAAACCCAGAGCACAGAGCAACUCCCUGUUUAGAAAUGAAAAGAUGCCAAAGAAGACCCAAUUUUUAUAUUUGUACUUGUAAAAUAUUUUUUCUAUUUAUACCG